AUGGUGAUUGAAAUGAUUGAUGGGGAACCGCCGUAUCUCAACGAACACCCAUUGAAAGCUCUCUAUCAUAUUGCGAACAUUGGACGACCCCAGAUUCAGGAGGCAGAAAGAAUGUCAUCUGCUUUGUCCUCUUUCGUUGACAGAUGUCUCGAAGUCAAACCAAUAAACAGAUCAAACUGCGAAGAACUGAUUGAACACGAGUUUCUCAAAGGACCAAAAGCCCCUCGCUCUGAAAUCAAACAACUAAUUCUUUGCGUCGCCUUUGACGACAUUGAACCAUGUGCUCCAGUACACUUUCUGGUCAUUCCGAGGAAGCCAAUCAGGAAAAUCUCAGAUGUCACUCUUUUGGGUCAUCUUUUAGUCACUGCUGCAACCGUGGCUCAACGGAAGGGACUCGGCAAUGGGUACCGACUGGUGAUCAACGAUGGCGCAGAUGGACAGCAGUCCGUAUAUCAUUUACACGUGCACGUUAUUGGUGGAAAGCAGUGCACGUGGCCUCCUUGCUGAUUCGAAUUUUGUCUAUUCCUUUAUUAUUGUUGGUUUCUUACU
Octopus sinensis (East Asian common octopus) is the source of this 549-nucleotide messenger RNA. Its product is annotated as histidine triad nucleotide-binding protein 1-like. Gene Ontology annotation, biological process: protein phosphorylation. Lineage: Eukaryota; Metazoa; Mollusca; Cephalopoda; Octopoda; Octopodidae. The transcript has 3 exons. The record is from RefSeq and is a predicted model, not a curated record. Gene Ontology annotation, molecular function: ATP binding; protein kinase activity; hydrolase activity. Gene Ontology annotation, cellular component: cytoplasm. Bases 1 to 507 code for a protein of 168 amino acids.